AUGGCGUCCAAGUACGGACUUCUCGUAAUCAGCAGCAAGAAUGUGCGCAAAUUGAAACAACUGCUCACUUCGGCAGCCUCUUCACUGACAUCAAGGCUUUACGUGAGGUACAGUUUAUCAAAAGUUCUCGAAAAAAAAAUCAAUUUAGAUUAAACCCGGAAGAACCGAGAACAGAUGAGCUCGUCUCGAAUGUCUACCUCAGUUCAGCGCAACAAUGUCCGAACCUCGAUGUGCGGUUGCUUGUGAAAACCACUCUGCCUGAGCAUUACCUUCUGAUUGGAGAAGAACAGCCAGAAAAAGUCGACGGAAGUGAAACGAAGAAAUACAAAAAAGUGGUGCUCGGCGGAACAUUUGAUCGCCUUCAUAACGGACAUAAAGUUCUGCUGAACAAGGCGGCCGAACUGGCGUCGGAAGACGUCGUCGUCGGAGUGACCGAGAAAGAUAUGAUUACCAGUCAGUGAAGAGAAAACUCACGUGUUUUACUGAUAGUUGUUUCCAGAAAAAUCUCUUUUUGAGAUGAUUGAGCCAGUCGAGCUGAGAAUGAAUAAAGUCGUCGAGUUUGUCGAGGACAUCUCCGGAACUGUAAGAACAUGAACGAGUUUCUUUUCUUUUUCAUUCAUUCUGUUCUUUCAGGCGAAAUGUCUCGCCGAGCCGAUAAUUGAUCCAUUCGGACCGUCGACAAGAAUUGAGGAUUUGGAGGCAAUAGUGGUGAGCAGAGAGACGGUGAAAGGAGCCGACGCAGUGAACAAAAAGAGAGGAGAGAAGGGAAUGACACAUCUGGAUGUGAUAAUAGUGGAACUGGUAGAAGGAAACGAUGCGAUUCUAAACGAAACGAAAAUCAGUUCGAGCUCCAGAAGACGGGCAGAUCUCGGAAAACUUGUUCGCCCGACCCUUGUCGUUCCCCGUGAUCCUGGCCGUCCGUACAUCAUGGGACUUACUGGGGGAAUCGCAUCGGGAAAGAGCCACAUUGGAAAAUAUCUGAGGGAGAAGCACGGGUUCCAUGUGAUAGAUUGUGAUAAGCUGGCGCAUACUUGUUACGAGAAGGGGAGCUCAUUGAGCAAGAAGAUCGCGGAGCACUUCGGAGAAGACGUCGUUCAGGACGGAGUUGUCGACCGGAAGAAGCUCGGUUCGAUCGUCUUUUCUGACAAAUCGAAGCUCCGAGAGUUGAGUGAACUGGUCUGGCCUGUAGUUCGCGAUAAAGCAGCCAACAUUGCUAAACAAUCCACUGCCAAAGUCGUCGGUAUAAUACUAAUUAUCCUUCUGAUCCAUUUCAAUUCCAAUUUCAGUAAUCGAGGCGGCGGCACUCAUCGAAGCAGGCUGGCACAAAACCCUCACGGAGACGUGGACUGUCUUCGUUCCAGCAGAAGAAGCAGUCUGUCGUGUUGUGCAAAGAGACAAUUUGAGUGAAGAACAGGCCCGCGACAGGAUGUCCUCUCAGAUCAGCAACAAAGAGCGCAUUGACAACAGUAACGUGGUGCUCUGCUCGCUCUGGAAGUACGAGGAAACUCGCGCCCAAGUAGAUCGAGCCGUCGAGGGACUACUGAAGAGAAUCUAA
This is a messenger RNA of Caenorhabditis sp. 36 PRJEB53466, 1555 nucleotides long. The record is from the annotation of a GenBank genome assembly. NCBI's taxonomy places the organism in Eukaryota, Metazoa, Nematoda, Chromadorea, Rhabditida, Rhabditidae.